GAGUGUGAAGAAGAAGAAGAAGAAGAAGAAGAAGAAGAGAAGGAGAAGCAAAGCCCUUAAAAAAAAAAAAAAAAAAAAUUACUUCAACUUUACUGAAAAAUCCAUCUCUCUCAAAAAAAGAAAAAAUUAGAAAAAAGAAACUGUAACUCCAUCAUUCCAAGUUCCAACCAUUAGCUUCAGCAAACCCUAUUCACCUCGUUGAUGGCCGAAUCAAAACGCCAGACACUUUCUCCCGGAAAAGAUGGAGUGGUCGACAGGAUCAGUAAUCUACCGGAAUCUCUUCUCUGCCACAUCCUCUCCUUCCUUCCAACCAAAGACUCAAUCGCCACAAGCAUUUUGUCAACCAGGUGGAAGCUCCUUUGGACUCUCGUCCCAAAGCUAGACCUCGACAGUGAUACGAUUAACACUUCGGAGCUUUCAGCUGCUGCUGCUGCUGAUGAUGAUGAUGAUGAUGAAGAUGAUGAACGUGAGAUCAUGUUUGCACAUAUUGUGUCAAGCGUUUUGGCUCAACAAGAAUGUGGAGAGCUCCAAACUUUUCGGCUUCAAUGGAAAUUUGGGUGGGACGGUUCCCAUCUCGACGCAUGGCUUCGCACUGCUGCUGCUCGUAAAGUCAAAGAACUUGAUCUUGACAUUUUUAUGCACGACUGUGAUGUGGAAAAUCUGAAAUUGCCUCCAAGCUUUUUCUCUUGCAGGACAUUAGUGGUUCUGAAAUUAAGCGGUGAUAUUGAUAUUGAUAUUGAUAUUGACACUCCUUCAUUAUCCUUUAAUUUCCCGAGCCUAAAGAUACUGCAUCUACUAGAAAUUUCAUUGCCGAGUAACAUUAAUUCACAGGAACACUCUUUCUUGAGGCUCUUUUCUGGCUGCCCUGUCCUCGAAGAUUUGUCAUUUACAACUGACCUUUUCGAGGGUGAGUAUAAAUUAUGUGUACCCACUCUGAAACGCUUGAGUUUCAGCGAAAAUGUAUAUAAUGAAUCCGCAUACGAACUCGAGAUAAACGCCCCAGCUCUUGAGUACUUCAAUUUCGAAGGUGAUCUCCGAGACAUCAAAUUCCAUGAAAAACUAGACAACCUAGUUCAGGCAAAUGUCGAGUCGUAUGUGUAUGAAGAUGAACACAAAGAAUUUUACAGAGAAUGGGUAUUCAGGCUUUUUACUGCUCUGAGUAACGUCAAAUUUCUCUCAUUUUCCCCUUACGGCACAGAGUGGCACAACGUUGGAAAUAUUUAUCCUUCCUCAUUCCAGAAUUUGGUCCAACUGGACUUUAAUGUUACUGAUUGUAACUGGCCAAUGCUACAAGACUUGCUCCAGAAUGCUCCUAAUCUAGAAACUCUUGUUGUUACUAAGGAAUAUACUUAUGAUAAAAGCAACUUAUGCUGGAAGGAGCCACAAUAUGAUCGUGACUAUCUGUCAUCACAUCUUACAAGUUUUUAUUAUGGAGGAUUUGAAGGUUUGAAAGAUGAAGAGGAAUUUGUAAAAUAUAUUCUAAAGGAGGCAAGAGUUUUGAAGACUGCAACAAUUCAAGUUUAUAGAGAAAAGUCGAAGGAAAAUGUUCUUGAGAAACUGUCAAUGUUCCCAAGGCGCUCAACAACAUGUCUACUUAGAGUUGAAUGAGAUGGCAGCAUCAGUUGUGAGGUAUGAAAAGACGAAAUAAGGCGGUUUUCUGAAAGUUUUGCUUAUGCUUCAGUUGACAUGCUGAAUAGAGAGAGAACAAAAUAGCUUGUAAUGUCCCAUCCCCAUUUGGCACUUUAGUGAAUUUAGGAUUCUUAAUGUUAGUUUUCUUGUUAUUUUCUAAAAUGCUAGUUUUGGAAAAAGAACUAUAUUGCCAAUGGCUUCCUGCUGCCACACAAUUUACUUAAAGUUGCACUGGCCUUGAUGUGGUCUGUAAUUGCACCUUUAAACAGAUGUAACAGCUAGUUUUGGAAAGGUAGAAAAAGAAAUGCUGAGAUGGCCUUUGCUUUGUUUAGAUGGGUGUGACCUUCUUUACAUAAGCCUAAGUCAGAAUUUUGCUCUUACUUUCAGUGAUAUUUUACUUCCCAGAUCUUUGUGAUAACUGCAAAGGUUGGGAUUUGAAAUCCCCAUAUUAAUUGCUUGGAGAAAAAAAUUGUGAAAUGGCCUUGUUUCCAUUUUUUAUUUCAUUUGUUGAGUUACACUAUCAGGCUUCAUGGAACUUCAAUCCCUUUGAGUGGGUAGUCUACUGAGCAUGUUUGGUCCAUUGUGAGACAACAUCUAAUCUCUUGGCUCAUUUUUUUAACAUAAAGGAUCUUCUCUAAGACUUUGUUAAUCACGCUCCUCCCAUUGCCAUGCCUUCCACAUGCUCUCUUGAGAAGGGUUCUACUGCCAAUAUUGAAAUCCAAAUUGACUUGGCAGGAACUUGAAGAAAAAAAAAACCAAUUCUUAGGUAUUUGGAAUUUAGCAGCCUGACCAAAGGUUUAUUUUCAUUGCGUAAGACAGUACAGGUGUGUUUGGAUACCGUUUAUUUUGUUGAAAACUAAAAACUAAAAACAAAAUAAAAUAAUAAAAAAGUUACUAAUCAGUGCAGGUUACUAUUUAUUUGCCUAAUUGCACUGUUCAUGGGACAUGAACAGUGCAAGAGGCGCUGGUAAAAAAGAAAAAGAAAAAAGAGGCAAACGCAGCUCAUUUUCAUCUAAAUCCAAACACUAUCUACAUGUGUGCUUUGCUACAAAAGCAUUGUUGAAAUUUUCUAUUUUAGCUUUCAAAUGGACUCCCACAAUUUUAGACAUUUUAAUUUUGAGCCCUUUGCGGCUUCCCAUGAAAAAUUCUUUAAAAGAGGAUGUACCUUUGAUCAAGUGGCCUCUGUAGCUUGGACUCUUGAUAUACAAAUGGAUAGAAGAAGCCAUAGCUAUUAGAAACUUGGACAUAUAAUUACAUAGAUAUUUUAUAAAAAUUAAUUAUCAUAUAUUUUUUUCAUAAGGAAAGCAUAUGAAUCAUAAACUAAUGAGAAAUUAAAUGAAUUUUAGUUUAGUACUUCGUUAUUAAUGUUUAGUUUUGAAUUCAUGUUACUAUUUAGUAGUAUAAGGAUCCAUUUUUUGGUUGGUUAAACACCUGUAUCUUAAAUAUUUUUGGAUUUCAAUUAGAAAGCUUAUGGACUCAAAAAGUUAAAUUCUGAUAUGAACUAUGUCUGCUACGGUUU
Quercus robur (English oak) is the source of this 3148-nucleotide messenger RNA. Its product is annotated as putative FBD-associated F-box protein At3g50710. The transcript is spliced from 4 exons. The record is from RefSeq and is a predicted model, not a curated record. Bases 202 to 1608 code for a protein of 468 amino acids. Gene Ontology annotation, molecular function: protein binding. NCBI's taxonomy places the organism in Eukaryota, Viridiplantae, Streptophyta, Magnoliopsida, Fagales, Fagaceae.